AUGGCAGGCGACCAUAUCGCACCGACCCUUCGACCCGACGACUACGAGGAUCCGAAGGUCGAACACGUAAGGCAGCGAACCUUGGGCAACGUGCGCCUCCGCCAUCACGAGACAAACGAGACCAUCCUCAUCCCAACACCAUCCAACGAUCCCAAUGACCCCCUGAACUGGCCACAAUGGUACAAGAAGUGCAUCGCGGUUCUCGUCUGCGUGGCGAUCCUCAUGUGCAAUUUCCUGGCAGCAGGACCGACGGUCACCAUCGUCAAUACGACCUUGGACUUCUUCCCAGCCUCGCCUCCCACCGUCGAUCCUGCGGGCUUCAGCGCCAAUAUCUCCAAGGUCGCAUACUUUUUCAGCACGACGGCGCUACUCCAGGGAACCGGGAACUUCAUAUGGGUUCCUCUUGCGAACAAAUACGGCCGCCGUCCUGUUUAUGUGGCUAGCUAUUCUGCCCUCAGACACAAAGCGCUGACUAUUUCUCUGAAGACUCUGUACCUCGCGACCGCCAUCUGGGCGAUACUCGAUCAUUCCUAUUCCGGUUUCUUGGCUGGGCGUAUCCUCAUGGGCUUUGCCUCUGGGGCAGCGGAGACCAUUGCACCUGUGACCAUCUCAGACCUGUUUUUCCUCCACGAGCGUGGCUCUAUUAUGGCCCUUUACACGUCGUUCCUUCUCAUCACUAUCAACAACCCCUGGCGUGUCAUUUAUGAGGUUGCGGCAGCCAUCAUCGGGUUCAUCCUCCUCGUCGCGUUCUUUGCCUUCCCAGAGACAGCAUUCGUCCGCGACGAAACAGCUGUCCUUCAUGCCCAGCCUCUACAGCGGCUGCCAAGCGGUCACGACUCCGAGAAGACUCACCAGACGGCAGACCGUGUCUCGGACAUUGAGGCUGCGUCUCACUCUCCGCAAACCCCUGCCAAGAAGAAGAAGGCAUACUUGCAGAGCCUCAGCCUUUACAACGGGGUAUUCACUUCGGAGCCCCUCUACAAGAUCUUUGUGCGCCCCUUCGGGCUCAUCCUCCUGCCCCCUGUGCUCUGGGCGGCCCUUGUGGAGUCUGUGACCAUCGGCUUCCUCGUCGCCGUCACUUCAAACGUCGACCCUGCCUUCUUGGCCACGUACAACUUCGAAGCCUGGCAGGUCGGUUUGUGUUUUAUUUCUGCCUGUAUCGGCUCCGCGGUCGGAAUCCCCGCCGGCGGAAAGCUCGGCGACGUGGUAGCGGACUAUUUCACCAACAAGAACGGGGGCAUCCGGGAGCCCGAGAUGAGACUGCCUGCCAUUCUCCCAAGCCUGAUUACGACGCCCUUGGCCCUGGUGCUGUACGGCGUGGGCAUCCAGAAGCAGCUGCACUGGAUCUGCCCGACCGUUGGACUGGGACUAUUGAACUUCUCAAUUGUACAGGCCACAAAUAUCGUACUUGUCUACGUUAUCGAUGCUUACCGCCCCGUUGCUGGUGAGGUCACCUUGGCUGUCAUGGGUUUCAAAUCCCUCUUCGGCUUCCUGCUCUCGUUCUACACGAACCCGUGGGUCGAACAGUCUGGAUACCUCAACGCCUACGGCGCGAUGGCCGGCAUCGCCGCCGCCAUCCUCAUCCUCUGGGUGCCGCUGUACGUAUGGGGCCGGCAUGUCCGCCACGUCACCUGGUCGUGGCCUGUGAUUUCCUAUGUCCACUGGAGUGAGGACCGCGAGGUUGGCGAGUGA
Molecule: messenger RNA, 1692 nt
Organism: Diaporthe citri
Lineage: Eukaryota; Fungi; Ascomycota; Sordariomycetes; Diaporthales; Diaporthaceae
Exons: 6
Coding region: 1-1692 (563 amino acids)
Biological process (GO): transmembrane transport
Molecular function (GO): transmembrane transporter activity
Source: RefSeq, a predicted model, not a curated record